Molecule: messenger RNA, 11754 nt
Organism: Pseudoliparis swirei
Lineage: Eukaryota; Metazoa; Chordata; Actinopteri; Perciformes; Liparidae
Gene: adgrl1a
Product: adhesion G protein-coupled receptor L1a
Biological process (GO): cell surface receptor signaling pathway; adenylate cyclase-activating G protein-coupled receptor signaling pathway; heterophilic cell-cell adhesion
Cellular component (GO): presynaptic membrane; axon; postsynaptic density
Molecular function (GO): G protein-coupled receptor activity; carbohydrate binding; latrotoxin receptor activity
Source: RefSeq, a predicted model, not a curated record
UUCAUUACAGCAUGAUGUUUUAUUUCGUAAAUGAUAGGCCCGUUUAUACUAAUUAAGACGAUAAAGCAGGUUGCUUUAGGGCAACAUGCCACUACCCCACCAGAGUCGUUGUUGCAGCUCUAUGUCAUUCCUCUGUUGUCCAUAUAUGGUCACGUCUGUUCAUUGGACAAGUUGGUUGUGAGAUUUAAGGGACUACUAAAUACCAUGUAAAUAAAACAAACCACAGCUAUCAGGCCUAUAAACACCGGGGUAUUAACCAAUGACAAUGGGUGAAAUAUAUAUAAAAACAAAACAAAACAGAGGCUCGGUAGUCCGAAACAAUUUGCAAACUUUCUUACUCCUUGCAACUCUGACAAAGGCAACGCAGAGCAGAUCCACACUCUGUAAUUGUUUGCCAGAGGAACUCCAAUUCACUCAGAGCCUCAAUAAUAGAGCUUACAGUAGCGGUUAUACAACAAUUUACCUCGUUUUGCACAAAUGUUCAAACCUUGUUUUGGAAAAAUUGUUGCAACUGUCCCAAAUAUGCAUCGGUGGAGUGAAUAGUUUAGAUCAGGGGUCCCCAACCCCCGGGCCGCGGCCCGGUACCGGUCCACGGCUUGGUUGGGACCGGGCCGCGGAAAAAAAGUGAAUAAAAAAAGUUUUAAAUUGUUUUUUUUAAAUCAGUCGUAAAAAUAUAUUAUUUUGAAAAAGGACCGGAUACACCCGUGUGUACGUCUGAGCCGCGUUCAGGAGUCUUAAAGUUCGGGUUUAUCGCUGCAGGCGAGUCACACGCGUCGAACCCUCUGCUGGCGGCACAUUUCAGUGACAAAGAAUCUUAAAACAUAUUCAACCUGCUCAAUGAAUUCUGUCACUUCAGGGAAAUGACAACUGUUUUCAAGUUGGCCGAUAAAGUCGCUGCUGUGUGGGCGAGUGAACAGCGGAAUAUUCUACAUGUUUCAGACGUUGACCGGGUGGAAGAGGCUUUUAAAAGAGUUUGAGCGGUACUCCAACCACAAAAGACCCGACUGCAAAAGAAUAGACCUGCAACCCAUUUGUAAACAAACCCACCCGGUGAACGAGCCCGUCCGAGCUCGAAGAACAUUUGUUUGAGAUGCAAAUGACGGUGGCCUUAAGGGACAUUUCACACAAUAACUCUGCCGGUGUUCUAAUGACAGCGACCAGAACUCGGUUAGGAGCAGCGUACCAAACAAACACACGUCUGUGUCGCCGUCUCCAUUAGCGGCUCGUUGCAGGUAAACAAGCGCACGGCUCACACUAAUUCAGCGUAAUGAUGAGUUGUAGUUUUGGCACUUUAUGCCCUUCGUAUAAUUGUAUGACGUCAAAUUUAUUACGUCAUUUAUAUUGCCGGUCCGUGAAAAUAAUUUCUGACACGGAACCGGUCCGUGGCUCAAAAAAGGUUGGGGACCGCUGGUUUAGAUAACAAAUAUUUACGAGCAAGUAUUCACCUUUAUAAAGACAUUUAUCUUAUUUGUCAUGCCCCGGUAUGUAAAGGCCUCAACUUUAACCCCGUUGCAGAGACGGGGCUGCUGGCAACCUCUGGAGACAGAGGUUUCUGGUUUAAGAUUUUCUCUUUUCAGGGUUAAGGUUAAGAUGCCAUUCAGAGGAAAGCGCCCCAUGUUUUCCAGUGAAGAUUCACAAUGGUCAACAACUAGCACGCAGGUGUGGAUCAGAAUCACUGUGAAGAUCUCCCUCCGGGAGGGUGUAAGCUGAGGAGGUGCCACCCCGCUCACCUGUGCCUGCUGACCGCCUCGACCCUUUAGCACCCCCCCUUGCCCUGCCCCCUGCCCUGCCCCCAACAUGGCUCUAGCAGCCUGGAUAAUCCUCACCUGUGCUGUGGCUUUCAACAACGUUGCUCCGUCCUCGCCAGGUCUGAGCCGGUCAAUGAUGCCCUUCGGCUUGAUGCGUCGAGAGCUGGCGUGUGAAGGCUACCCGAUUGAGCUGCGCUGCCCUGGAAGUGAUGUCAUCAUGAUUGAAACGGCCAACUACGGCCGCACAGAUGACAAGAUCUGUGACGCAGACCCCUACCAGAUGGAGAACGUGCAGUGCUACCUGCCCGACGCCUUUAAGAUAAUGUCCCAGAGGUGUAAUAACCGCACCCAGUGUGUGGUGGUAGCGGGGUCGGAUGUGUUCCCAGAUCCUUGUCCAGGGACCUACAAGUACCUGGAGAUCCAGUACGAGUGUGUUCCCUACAAAGUGGAUCAAAAAGUCUUUGUCUGUCCGGGUAAGCUGCUGCGGCUUCAGGCGGCCAGCUCUUUGCAGGAGACGGAGCACCAGGCCGGGGCGUGGUGUAAGGACCCGCUGCAGUCUGGGGACCGCCUGUACGUCAUGCCCUGGACCCCCUAUCGAACUGACAUGCUGUUCGAGUACGCUUCCUGGGAAGACUUCAAACAGAACCGAGCAACCACCACCUACAAGUUGCCCAACAGAGUUGACGGCACAGGGUUUGUGGUGUACGAUGGUGCAGUGUUUUACAACAAAGAACGCACACGAAACAUUGUCAAGUACGACCUACGGACGCGCAUCAAGAGCGGCGAGGCCAUCAUCACAAACGCCAACUACCACGACACCUCACCCUACCGCUGGGGAGGGAAAUCGGACAUUGACCUGGCUGUGGAUGAGAACGGCCUCUGGGUGAUCUACGCCACGGAGGCCAACAAUGGACGACUGGUAGUCAGCCAGGUGAACCCUUACACGCUGCGUUUUGAAGGCACCUGGGAGACCAGCUUUGACAAGAGGAUGGCGUCCAAUGCCUUCAUGGCGUGUGGUGUGCUCUACGCCGUGCGGUCCGUCUACCAGGACGAUGACAGCGAAGCAGGCGGCGACCUGAUGAUGUACUCCUACAAUACCAACCGAGCCCGCGAGGAGCCCGUCAACAUCCCUUUCCCCAACCCCUAUCAGUACAUCUCCUCUGUGGACUACAACCCUCGAGACAACCAGCUUUAUGUCUGGAACAACUAUCAUGUGCUGCGCUACCCGCUGGAGUUUGGCCCACCAGACCCCACCACGGGCCCUCUCACCCCCCCCCAAGAGACCACCACUCCUCCAGCCCGGCCCUUCAUCUCCAGUGCCAGCCCCUCUACCGCCCGCCCUCUGGCCCCCACCUCACGCCCAAUCGGCUCCAUCAACAAGCACCCUGAUCUUCGCCCAAUCACAGCCACUGUGCCUGUCACUCGCCGGCCAGCUCGCCCUCCUCAAGGCCCGGAGAACCAUAUCUGUGAUGCCAAGCUGGUCCGCGGUGUCCGGUGGCCCACCACGCAGCGAGGAGAAACAGUAGACCGCCCAUGUCCCAAAGGGUCUCUAGGCAUCGCUUCGUUCCAGUGCAUGGUGGAGCAGGUCAUGUGGAACCCGCGGGGUCCUGACCUGAGUAACUGCACCUCCCCGUGGGUCAACCAGGUGGCCCAGAAGAUAAAGAGCGGUGAGAACGCAGCCAACAUAGCCGGAGAGCUGGUGAACCACACGCGGGGUCGCAUCCAGGCCGGAGAUGUCAGCUCGUCCGUGCGAUUGAUCGAGCAACUGCUGGACAUAUUGGACGCCCAGCUUCAGGCCCUGAGGCCCGCAAACAAGGAGUCAGCUGCACGAAACUACAACAAGCUCCAGAAGCGAGAGCGGACCUGUCGGGCCUACAUCCAGGCGGUGGUGCAGACAGUGGACAACUUGCUGCGCCCUGAGGCCCUGGAGUCGUGGCAGGACAUGAACAGCACCGAGCAGGCCCACACGGCCACCAUGCUGCUGGACGUGCUGGAGAAGGGAGCGUUCCUGCUGGCCAACAACAUGUAUGGGAAUCGGUUUUCUGACCGAGCGCCCAGCAUUGAUCUCGAGGUGCACGUCCUGAACACAGAGAUGGACCUGCAGGACUUGUCCUUCCCUCAGAAUUAUGCCAGCGACAGCACCAUCCAGCUUUCAGCUUCCACUAUCAAACAGUACAGUCGCAACGGACAAGUCAAGGUGGUGUUCAUUCUUUAUAAAAACCUGGGAUCCUUCCUGUCCACUGAGAACGCCACUUUGAAGAUGGAAGUUGACGGGCCGAGCCACGACAAGAAGCGCCUGGCGGUCAACUCGCAUGUAAUCGCUGCCUCCAUCAACAAAGAGUCCAGCAGGGUGUUUCUCAUCGAGCCGGUGGUCUUCACUCUCAAACACCUACAGAUGGAUAACUACAACACUCCCAACUGCUCCUUCUGGAACUACUCUGAGCGCUCCAUGACGGGCCAGUGGUCGUCGCAGGGCUGCAAGCUGCUGGACACCAACAACACACACACCACCUGCUCCUGCAGCCACCUCACCAACUUCGCCGUGCUCAUGGCCCACCGCGAGCCCGAUUACCAGGAGCGAAUGCAUGAACUGAUCCUCUUUGUGAUCACCUGGGUGGGGAUUGUCAUCUCCCUAGUGUGUCUAGCCAUCUGCAUCUCCACAUUCUGCUUCCUGCGGGGUCUACAGACCGACCGCAACACCAUCCACAAGAACCUUUGCAUCAAUCUCUUCAUCGCCGAGCUGCUCUUCCUCAUCGGCAUCGACAAGACGGAAUACCAUAUUGCCUGUCCCAUCUUUGCAGGCCUUCUGCAUUUCUUCUUCUUGGCUGCCUUCUCCUGGAUGUGUCUGGAGGGUGUGCAACUCUAUCUCAUGCUGGUGGAGGUCUUUGAGAGCGAGUACUCCCGCAAAAAGUACUACUAUCUGUGCGGCUACUGCUUUCCCGCACUGGUGGUGGGCAUCUCCGCGGCCAUAGACUACAGGAGCUAUGGGACCAAGAAAGCAUGCUGGCUGCGAGUGGAUAACUACUUCAUCUGGAGCUUCAUUGGACCCGUUUCAUUUGUUAUUACGCUCAACCUCAUUUUCCUCAUGAUCACUUUACACAAGAUGAUCCGCAACUCUUCAGCACUCAAACCUGACUCCAGCCGCCUGGAUAACAUCAAAUCGUGGGCUCUGGGGGCCAUUGCUCUACUGUUCCUGUUGGGAAUGACGUGGGCUUUUGGCCUCCUCUUUAUCAAUGAGAACACGGUCAUCAUGGCCUACCUCUUCACCACCUUCAACGCCUUCCAGGGCAUGUUCAUCUUCAUCUUCCACUGUGCCCUUCAGAAGAAGGUCCAUAAGGAGUACAGUAAGUGUCUGCGUCACUCCUACUGCUGCAGCCGCACCUCCACCACCAGCUCCCACGGCUCCCUGAAGAACUCGGGCUUACGUGCCAACAACCGCUACUACAGCGGUAGCCAAGCUCGCCACGCAGCCGCCCACCGACAGAGUCGGAUCCGCAGGAUGUGGAACGACACGGUUCGAAAGCAGACGGAAUCGUCUUUCAUGGCGGGAGAUAUCAAUAGCACCCCGACACUCAACCGCGCGACCAUGGGCAACCACCUUUUGACGAACCCGGUGUUACAGACUCGCACUGGCACCUCUCCCUACAACACUCUGCUGGCUGAGAGCUUCACACCACCCUCCCCUGGUGUCUUCAACUCUACCGGAACCUUCCGUGAUCCAAAGAGCACGUUAUCAAAGGCCCGCGACCCCUGUGGGAUGGAAACCCUGCCCUUGAAUGGUAACUUCAAUAACAGCUACUCCCUGCGCACUGGCCCAGGGGGUGUAGGCGGGGGCAGCUGUGACUUCCUUGGUGGUGGGGGCGGGGACAGUCCCCCUCCCCUCAAUCCCCGUGGCUCAGAGGCACCGGGAGGCGGCGGCAUCCCAAACCUCUCUGAUGCCGCUGCCUUCGAAAAAAUGAUCAUCUCUGAGCUUGUGCACAACAACCUAAGAGGAGGAGUUGGAGGAGGAGUUGGAGGAGGAGGAGUUGGAGGUGAUGUAGGGGACAGGGUGUGUGGCAGCCUGGCCAGGGGACGUCCUCACGGUGGAGUCGGUCGGGGGACAACAGCUGCCGGGCCAGAGCUGUCUAUGAGCACGGAUGAAGACGAGGACUUCAUGAGAGAGGGGCGGCAGCGCACCCCGCAGGAUGUGGAGCUGCUUUAUAAAGCUCUGGAGGAGCCCCUGCUGUUGCAGCGAGCCCAGACGGUCCUCUACCAGAGCGACCCAGAGGAGUCAGAGAGCUACACGGCCGACCUCACCGAGAGCCUCGGCCGCAGCGGCCAGAGCGGCCAGAGUGCCAGUGGGCAGGCGGGCAACCGAGCGCCAGACUCCCCCGCCCGCGACUCCCUGUACACCAGCAUCACCAACCUGCGAGAAUCACCUUACCCCGACAGCAGCCCCGAGCCCCUGGAGGUGGUCCCCCGUUCAGCCCAGCCCCCUGAGGAGCUAUACUACAGCUCCGGGAGGCCCGCCCUGGGCUCCCGUGGGGCCCCCAUGCAGACCUUCUACCAGGCUUCACCCCGGAGUGGGGAGGGACACCAGGCCCAGGAGCCUGCCCACAAUGAGGGAGACGGACAGAUGCAGCUGGUCACCAGCCUGUGACUGGAGCCUGGAGGAGGAAGUUGGAGACUAAUGUGAUGGCCAAAGCCGCCUCCCAGCCCACCUCGUUCUCGUGUCUCUCCACGUUCUGCUUGUUUGGUUGCCUUUCUUUCUCUUGACUUUUAUUUAGCUAACAGAUGAGCAGAGGGACCUUCAGGAGGGUCAGCCUUUAUCUUGAACCCUCCCUCGUCUUAAGGAGAUGAGUGGUGGGUGUCUCUCCAACCCCAGUUAUCCCCAGUUCCUUUGGUACCCUAAGGCCAAGUCCAGCACUCUGAAUGUACCGAUCCACCCCCUUUACCUUCAGAUAGUUAAAAACUUAGAAGCUUCGUUUUUUGUGUGUAAUUUCUCUUCAGACCUGCUUCCUGAGAUGGGAAUAUCAUGUUAUAUUUACUCUUAUUUCCCUUUUACGUCCAUAGUUCUUUUUUUAAUCAUCAUUUGAUCGGAGUAGUUAGCUGUGGAGACGGGGAAAAUAGUACACUAUUAUAACCUACAAAAAUGUCUCACCGAAAGCUCCUCAUUGUUGCCAAAAAUAUCUUUUAUUGAGCCAGAACAAAAACUAGAGCAUUGUCAAGGCAAACACACACACACACACAAACACACACACACACAGACACACACAAACACACACAUCCAGAAGUGCUCAUUACUGAACAUCAAAAGUGAAAACAGUACUCCAUCUAAGUAAAAGGGAACAAGAGCCUUUGUUCCAAGCAGGCAGUGGGAGCAGAUUCAGAGUAGGUGCCUUCAUUUUCUCUUGCUGUGAAUCAACGACAAUGGACAGAAGUGGAGUAGAGGCGGAGACGGAGACUGAAGAGCCGCUGCACUCGCCCUCUAGAGCAGCAGAACCUGCAUCCAUAAGGCUGGCCAAUCAUCUCCACUGUUCUCUCUGGUUGUUUGCUUCAGGCAUUUGAAAAGUUAAAUGACUGCCUUGCUUUUGUUUUGAAGAGAGUAUUCAAUUUGUUGACUUUUGGGUCUGCAUCCUCUGGGGGCUGCAAGAGUGGAUGGUGUCGCCCCCCUCCCUCCCCCUGUACUUUGCUGUUAGAGCCUAGCCAGUUGAAAUGGACUUGUUUCCUGUGUGUGGUUGUGACAAGCAAGACUGUGAACACCGCCAACUCACUGGUCGACCAACUGGUAUAGCCGUGUACAUAGGAACCACACAUGAAUCUACUUUAUUCCUACGAUGUAAAUAAAGACACCAGAUGAUCAAAAGCAACACAAAGUAACAAAUAAUAUGAAAAAUGACUUCUUGUACUGCAACAAACCAACGAAAGAAAAAAAUAAAAUGUUUUGGAGUUUGUGAACUGAAUGAUGAACUCUCUCUCUCUCUCUCUCUCUCUCUCUCUCUCCCCUGUUGCUUGAUCUCUCGCUCUCCCGAUCUCUCGCUCUUGUGUGCCACUCAGUGAAAAAUGGAGAAAGGCAGAGAGAGAGACAGACAGAUUAAAAUGUGUAGUAGAUUGUAUUUAUACAAAUGAUAUAACGGAACGAAAAAAAAUAUUCCGGCACAAUUUUUAUGUAAUAUAAUCCGUUACAUGUUGUUAAUGUUUGACCUUUGCCAUUCCCGGGGUGGAAUUGCAGGAGGCAGCGGGGGUUGUGAGGCAAGCAAGAUAAAUGUCGUCAAAAUGUCAUUGUGUGCCUCACAGGCACGAUAAAGCAUUGUGUGAGCGACAGAGUCCACAAAGGGAUUUGGUUUAUUCUUGUAUUAUUUGGAAGAUAUAACCAGAUUACAUACUUUUAACAACAUGGGUUUUAGCAUGUAUAAUAAUGAUUGCUAUCAGAGAAUAUUGCAUUUUGCUGUUUCUUAAGGAUAGAUGCAGCAUUUAUCCACAGCCUAAUGUGACAAUUCCUCAAUUUCCCAUGCGUGUGUGUGUAAGUAUGAAUGUGUCUGAAUGGCUGCUUGUGUGUGUUACGUGUCCAAUGUGUGCGAGCUGUGCACACCAGACUUUUGUAUGUGCGCACACUUUUUAAGUUUUUGUUGUGUGUGUGUGUGACAUGACUUGAAUGCUCAUCAGACAAAAGGGGGAUGCAUCUCAGAGACCUGCCAGACUUCUCCGCCUCCAAUGGAAGUUACUCUUCCCGUGGCGUUUAUGUACAAGGAGGACAGGAUGAAUCAGACAGCCUCGGGAUGACAUAUGAUAACCAUAUACCAUGAAAAUGACAAGCGGGGUUGACUGAUCGGGAGGAACAUGUUUCCAAUAGGCCACCUUAUGCAAGCGAUACAUUUGAGAAAUUAGCUGUCAAGAGAGAGACGCUCAGGAGGCUCCUUUCACCCAGCUGAAAUCUGCCUGACCUUUAAAAAAAUACUGAGUUUGCCUUCUUCUACGCUGUAUUUGUUAUGGUUUAUUUAUCAGUUUUUAAAAUAUAUUUUUUCGAAUACUAAUUCACAUUGAUUUGUUCAUGGGUUGUUUCAUUUGAUUUCUUCUGUCUCCCUCCUCAAGCUGCGCUAAGUGAAAGAGUGUGAUGUGCGGACAGAACGGGAGCAGAACAUAGAUGCUUCCAGUGCAGUGUGACAUUUUGUUAGAGCCUGGCUGUCCCACUUCUAAGAGAACCCAAAGGACAGCGUUUAGCUGUGGCUCGUGGGGCUGAAAGAGAGAGGGGGUUAAGACAGAUAAAGGAGAGGGAUUACAAGGAUUCUCCACCAUGUAUUCUUGUUAUUCAAAUCACUUGGGCUAUUGUACGGGGCACGGAGCGCGAUGAGGCUCAGAGAGACGGGGGGGGGGGGGGGGGCAAUACUCCUGUGAGGGUACAUGACUUGGAUGUGCAGCUGAACCUGGGAGCUGUCCGUGUUUACAAAUGAAAAGACAAUAUGCACAUGUGUUCCGCUCUGCCGCGGCGCCGGACAGUGUGAAGCGUGGCUCUCGUGGCUCGGUGGUGGCACUCGCUGGUCAACUGAGGACAACUGAAUGUAUUUUAACAAGCAGAACGGAAGAUGAAACAAUUCACUCCAGGGCUAGAAGUGUUAUUGGGAUCCUCAAGACGGCCAUCAUCAUCUUUAUAACCAUCAUUCUCAUCAGCAUCAUCAUUAACUCCAUCCCUCCCUCAUUGUGUUUGACAUAAUGUGCCGAUGCUGAUCUCUACUGCUCAGCCGGGACUCGCCACGAGGUGAGGAGCACUGUUGAGACAGGCUGCCCCUUGAGAGGAGGAAUGUGCGUCACCUUGGGCCUGCUUCCCUUUUUCUUUUCUUUUCCAGCACCUCUUUCCUCUGUUUCUUCUCCUCCCCCUCCCCCGCAUAUCAUGCACAUUUUAAUAUCAAUCUCAAUGGACUCCAUUAGUGCAGCACUUCUUUGAGAGUGUUAAUUUGUUUUGUCAAAAGCUUUGUUUAUCCCAGAUUAAUCCCUCAAUAAAAAGAGGAGUGCUGUACUGUGGUAAAUGAUAGUGAUUAUAGGAGGUCUGCAGCGCAUGCUGUUGGAUGGAGGCUGACACAACGGGAGUUUCUGCACCAUUCAUAGCCCUCCAAACCUGUGAUUAGAAUAAUCGCACAGUGGGUACUAAUUUACUGCAGUGAACUCGCCCUCGCUCUUUUUUCUACUUUCUUUUUCCGUCUCAGCUGGACAAAACUCCUCGCAUCGAUAUCGGUAGCGAGCCUGUCGUGCACAUGCUCCAGUGGUUCGGUGGGAAGUUGUUUAAAGGGUGGGACGCCCAACCUUUGACACUGUGCUGUCUCACCCCUGCAGUUUAGUGUCAGUGGAGAGUGAGCGGUGGCAUUGUUCAGUCUGUCAUUAGACAGCGGAGGUCCCAGCAGGCUUUUUACGUUGACUCACAGUUGACCCCUGCACACACAGAUCUUUUUAUUUAUCUAUUUAUUUUUACCAAUGAUUUGUGUGGCCCAUAUUACACCAGGAGGGUUCUAAGGAGGUGGGUGUGUGAGUUUAACUGCAGCAGAGGAGGUCAUUAUGUCUGCGAAUACCAGACCGAGAGGAGACAACAUCAGCAUCGCCUCAGGCCGUUCUAGAGAGAGAAGAUGGCGGGUGAAGGCGGGUUUGCCGGGAGGAUCUGGAGAUAAGGAGAUUGAUGUGCUGCUUUGUUUCAGAGGGUUUCUGUUGGUGGUUUGCAGUCCAGAGGUCAUCACUUUAUUGUCUGAAUUGAUCGAGUUGGCAUGUCAGAUCUCAAGUUUGUUCAUUGAAUACAUCUGUCUGUGGAGGGAGAGCGAUGGCGUGAUUGUUGUUUGGUUAAUGGAUGCUUCCUUAAAGAAAUGUGAAAAUGAAUCCACUGCCGCAUCAGCCUGAGUAGAGCAAGAUUUUUAGAAACAAAUGCGGAUUUUACUAUACAGAUUUUUAAAAGGCAAAUGUUAACAAUGAUAAAGUAGUACUAUUUUGUUAUCGGUCUGUUGUUACGUGUCCAGAUGACUCUUAUAGACACUUAUAGAGUUGUUUUAAGAAUAUCUAGGGGUAUGGCAUAACCCCAGUGAUGAGGAUUGUGCUGUUUCUCUUUCGUGUUGAGUAUGUGUCCGUGGUGCUGUGCCAGCAAAUUCAGGCCAUCUUUGAUGCACAGGGUGGGACCAACAUCAGAGGGGCUUUGUGUAGGAUGGGCUUCUCUUAAACCUGCGAGGCGCACUCUACAUAGAGACCCCAAGGUCCAAAACCAAAACAAACAUAUCUUUUAGUAUCAUAUAGUAUCCUCAGUCAGGAUAGGUAGUUUUAUACACUGACUUGGAGAAAGACAUGCAUCUGCUGCUUUCUCGUUAACAUAUAUACACAUACAGCAGGAUGAAUCUGUAGGCAUGUUUUUACUUUUCUAUUUCUUCCUUUUCCUCCGCCGAGUGCACCGUCUCUGAGAGCGUGGAGGAGCAGAACUGUGCCUGCAUGUGCCUGUCCUUGGCUGUAAUGAUCUCCAUCCCAUGAUCGUCCGUGGCGACAGGCCAGAAAAUGCUGCCUGAGACGACCUGUGUCCAUCAUCAGAGGUAGAAUAGCUGGCUGUAGCAGGUGUGAGUGGGGUGUUCUGAGUCUCAGCUAAGGGCUGUAUUAAUUAGCUCAGCACAGUAGAACCUGGACAGUAUUGUACAUCCCUGAAAUAGUGGUUUUACAUAACGGGCCGUAGGCAUUGGUAGAAACGAUGAGUGCUAUUAUUGUGUCAUGUCGGGUUCUACAUCUACCACCAUUUACAGAGCUUUCUGUGACUUUUCUAUAAAAUACAUAAUUGAUCAUGUACCACUGAGACAUUUGUAAACUGAGGUUAAUAUAACACCUUGAUUCUGCUUCUAUUUUUCUUUAAAGAAUAAUGUUAAUCGGUUCUUUUUGUUUCAUUUUCUCACGAUUGUUGCUUCGACAGCUGUCUGGGCCAAAGGGGAUGAUUUUUGUGUGUGAGUGUUUGCGUCAUCGCAGGUCAUAACGACCUUGUAUCAGCACAUAUUAAUAAAAAACUACUGAAAAUAUA